UUUUGGUCUUUGGUUUCAUUGUAUCAGUGGCGGAUGCUGGUCUGUCAAGGACGGGAAGCUCAAUUUCGGCUUACAUCAUAAAAUGUGUCAGUGAUGUGUCAAAAAAUGUGUCAAAAUGAAAAGGAUGCCUUCACCAUAAGAUCGGUGAUUGGUUCAUUUCACUGUCAAUCAAAAAGAGAUUUAGCCUCACACAGAUCAUCCAAUCAGACAGCUCAUCCAAUGCAGAAAAGCUGAGAGUCGGGGCCAGCUGAUACACUAAGCGGCCAAUGAACGUGACCAAACCAGCAUUUAUCCAAUGACUCGUCUCGUUUCAAUGCAUUGGGACAACCGACACUGAACUCUCUAGAUGCCCAGCGUCCGCGCGUCAUCAGCGAAGAUUUGCGUCCUGAGCGGCAGGAUGCAGAGCCCUCUGAUAUUAAAAUGGAAGAAGAGAAGAAAGAGGUCUCCCACUUUAAAGAGGAAGAGGAGCAGGAGGCUCAUUACAUUAAAACAGAGGAGGAGCCACUUCACCCUUCCAUGAAAGUGGAGGUGGAUGAUCCCCCCUACAUCAAAGAAGAGGAGGAGGAGAUUUUCUGGAAGUUGCCAUUGACUGGUGUCACCCUGAAGAGGAGAAAUGAGGCAGAUACAGAGGUGCAGUAUCCAAGCAGCAGCUCAUGUCAACAGAUGACAACACAAGGUGUUGCAAACCAAGGGGGAGGAUCAAAAAUAGAUGGCCUAUUAGCUCCACUAUCAGAUCGUGAGAUAUUGUCAAACGCUGAUGAUGAUGAUGAGAAUGAAGAUCAAGUGUCUGAUGGUGAUCUGACAUGUCACACUGACAAGAAACCCUGGAAAUGUUCUUGGUGUGGCAAAACGUUUACUUAUAAGAGUCAUUUGAAAUUACACACAAUAACUCACACAGGAGAUAAACCUUUUUCGUGCUUAGUUUGUGCUCGAAGAUUCUCUCGGAAGGAAAGUUUAAAAAAACACACAAGAACACACACUGGUGAGAAAUCUUUUGCCUGUUCAGAUUGUGGCGAAAGAUUCUCUCAAAAGGGAGCGUUCAAAAAGCACGCAAGAACUCACACUGAUGGGAAACCGUUUGCCUGCUCAGAUUGUGGCCGAAGAUUCGCUUACAAGGGACACUUUGUAAAUCACACAAGAACCCACACUGGUGAGAAACCUUUUGCCUGCUUAGUUUGUGGACAAAGAUUCUCUCAGAAGGGAACCUUAAAAGUACACUCAAGAACCCACACUGGUGAGAAACCUUUUACGUGCUCAGUUUGUGGCCAAAGAUUCUCUCGGAAGCAAAGCUUAAAAAUACACACAAGAACCCACACUGGCGAGAAACCUUUUGCUUGCUCAGAUUGUGGCAAAAGAUUCUUUCGGAAGGGAGACUUUAAAAAGCACGUAAGAACCCACACUGGUGAGAAGCCUUUCACCUGCUCAGAUUGUGGCCAAAGAUUCUCUCAGAAAGGAGUCUUAAAAAGGCAUUUAAGAACUCACACUGGUGAGAAACCUUUUGUCUGCUUACUUUGUGGCCAAAGAUUCUCUCGCAAGGGAGACUUAAAAAAGCACAUAAGUACCCACACUGGUGAAAAACCUUUUGUCUGUUCAGACUGUGGCCAGAAAUUCUCUCGUAAGGGAACCUUAACAAGACACAAAAGAACGCACACUGGUGAGAAACCUUUUUCCUGCUCAGUUUGUGGCCAAAGAUUCUCUCAGAAAGGAGUCUUAAAAACGCAUGUAAGAACCCACACUGGUGAGAAACCUUUUUCGUGCUCAGUGUGUGGACAAAAAUUCUCUCAGAGGGGAACCUUAAAAAUGCACACAUGGACACACACUGGUGAGAAACAUUUUUCCUGCUCAGUUUGUGGCCGAAGAUUCUCGUGGAAGUAUCAGAUUAAGAAUCACAUGUGUGUUGAUGAGAUGAACAGUUUACACAUCUCAUCUGAGCAGGCUUCAUGAUUUCAUGCCCCAACGCUGAUUGUAUUUUAUGUAACUUCUUAAUGGGAUGCUGAAGUUUUCUUUUUCUUAACUGCAGUGAAAAGUUUUGUAGUCAUGAAUUUUAAAAAAUCUAGCAUUGUUAUCACCAUUAUCAUAGUUUUGGAUUCUUCUUUACAGUUAGUUUUUAUUUGGUUUUGAGUUGUGGUUUUUAAAUGUAGUUUGUUUUAAUUAGUUCUCAGAGGAGGUUUCGUCGUUUGUAUUCGUUUUUUGCUUUGUAUUGUUUUGUUUUGGGUUUUUCUUCCCAAAAUUGAACUGUCCAAAACUGUAGAGAACCCCACAUAUCGAGAAAUGUGUUUAACUGUUUCUUAUUGGAAGCGAUCCUGAAUUAAAUUGACAUUUUCCACUUUUUCAUGAAAUGUAUGAUGUACCCAUAUGUAUUCGUGUUUAAUAUUGUGUGGUGCUUGCUGGCCAAUAAAGUUCCCUUUGCUCAAAAA
Molecule: messenger RNA, 2417 nt
Organism: Hippocampus zosterae (dwarf seahorse)
Lineage: Eukaryota; Metazoa; Chordata; Actinopteri; Syngnathiformes; Syngnathidae
Product: gastrula zinc finger protein XlCGF57.1-like
Exons: 2
Coding region: 421-1944 (507 amino acids)
Biological process (GO): regulation of transcription by RNA polymerase II
Cellular component (GO): nucleus
Molecular function (GO): DNA-binding transcription activator activity, RNA polymerase II-specific; RNA polymerase II cis-regulatory region sequence-specific DNA binding
Source: RefSeq, a predicted model, not a curated record